AUGGCCGCUGAAGAGGUUCCCCUGCAGAAUAGCGAGCUGUUCGAUGUCAGUGACUGCGUUGCAGUCGUCACCGGCGGUGGGACGGGGAUGGGCCUGAUGAUGGCAAAGGCACUCGAGGCGAACGGAGCCAAAGUCUACAUCCUGGGUCGACGGCUGGCAGUCCUCGAGGCUGCUGCUAAACAGGCUACAUACGGUAACAUCUACCCCCUGCAAUGUGAUAUCACGUCCAAAGACGACCUCGAGACGGCCGUCGAACACAUUGCCGGUGAAGACGGCUCCGUCAACCUGGUCGUGAACAACGCUGGGAUAUCGACACCGAACCUGGGCCCUCAGCGUACUCGUCCCAAUGCCAAAUGGAACAUCACCGACCUGCGCAACUACUGGUUCAGCAAGCCGUCGUUCGAGGACUACGCCAGGGUCCUGGAGGCCAACACCACCGCACCGCUGAUGGUGAGCUUCGCAUUCCUCGAGCUGCUCGACCGGGGCAACCGUGUCCGCGCAGAGCAGGCAAAGGCGAACGGCGGCCGCGCUGACUAUGUACGCAGCCAGAUCAUCAUGGUCAGCAGCGUUGGCGGCUUUGGCCGUGACAACUCGGCCUUCAUCUACGGCGCCAGCAAGGCCGGCACGACACAGAUGACCAAGGAUCUAUCGACAUACCUGACGCCGUGGAAGAUUCGGGCAAACGUCCUUGCGCCAGGAUAUUUCCACACGGAGAUGACAGAGGACUUUUACAGGAGCACAGGAGGGCGACUGCCAGCCACCAUGACGCCGGAAGAGCGCUUUGGAGAUAUGCAGGAGAUCAGUGGAACGCUUCUGUACAUGGCCUCCAAGGCUGGGGCUUACUGUAAUGGCUCUGUGAUGCUGGCAGAUGGAGGAUACCUGGCAGUUCAUCCGAGUGCCUAUUGA
Messenger RNA from Microsporum canis CBS 113480, 906 nucleotides. RefSeq names its product short chain dehydrogenase/reductase family protein. The record is from RefSeq and is a predicted model, not a curated record. The transcript is spliced from 3 exons. Gene Ontology annotation, molecular function: oxidoreductase activity. Lineage: Eukaryota; Fungi; Ascomycota; Eurotiomycetes; Onygenales; Arthrodermataceae. Bases 1 to 906 code for a protein of 301 amino acids.